AUGGCAAUAAAGCUUCCAUCUUCGGCAUAUCCUACUCGAUUCCUCAGAUGGGUUUAUUUCUCUUCAAGCUGUAUUGCAGAUAUUUCAGAAACCCCUGAGAUUGUUAAACUCAAGGAUUCAUCUGAAUUUGAUCAAAAUCUCAACUUUUUGAGAAAUAAGCUUGCCCCUGACAACUUAAUCCGGGUCUUGGACCGUACAAAUGAUUUGAACUCAGCGGUUAGGAUAUUCAAAUGGGCUUCAAGGCAAAAGAGUUUUCACCACACUUCGAACACAUAUUAUAGGAUAAUUUUGAAACUGGGCAUGGCCGGGAAAAUUGUGGAAAUGAGGGAUUUUUGUGAAAACAUGGCCAAGGAUAGGUGCCCUGGUACUGAAGAAGCCCUUGUGACCUUGGUUCACACAUUUGUGGAGCAUUGUAGGAUUGAAGAAGCUAUUACAGUCUUAGUGAACAUGAAUUUGGGUGGGUAUAGACUGCCCAUUGAAGCUUUUAAUGCUUUAUUGGGUGCUCUUGUGGGAGGAAAGGGUAGAGAAUUUCAAAAGGCGUUGUUUGUUUAUAAAGAGAUGGUGAAGGCAUGUGUGUUACCCACAGUUGACACUUUGAAUUGUUUGAUGGAGGCAUUGUCUGCCACCAAUCAGAUUGACUUAGCUUUGGAUCAAUUUAGGAGAAUGAAAAAUAAAGGGUGCAAUCCAAAUAGUAAGACUUUCGAGAUUCUUGUGAAGGGUCUCAUUGAAAAUGGUCGAGUGGAUGAAGCUGCUAUUAUUUUAGAACAAAUGUUCAAAGUUCAAUGUCAACCAGAUUUGAGUUUUCAUACCUGCAUAAUACCUCUGUUUUGCAGAGAAAAUAAAAUAGAGGAGGCUGUGAAGUUGUUUAAAAUGGUGAAAGAUUCUGAUUUGGAGUCAGAUUCUUUCAUUUAUGAGGUUCUAGUAAGGUGUUUUUGCAACAACUUGCAGUUGGAUUCUGCUGUUGCCCUCAUAAAUGAGAUGAUAGACAGUGGUAUGCCACCAAAACAUUAUGUUCUUGUUGAUAUAAUGAAUUGUUUUUGUGAAUUAGGGAAAAUUAAGGAGGCUAUAGUGUUUUUAGAAAAUAGACAAGUUCAUGAAACUGCUCCCUUCAAUAUAUUGCUUGAAGGUUGCUGUAAUGCUGGUGAAAUUCUGGCAGCAAAUGUUCUGCUGGAGAGAAUAUCUGAGAGACACAUUGCAGAUUGUCAAUCUUGGAACAUUCUCAUUAGAUGGUUUUGUGAGAAUGAAGACAUCAAGAAGGCAUAUACACUUCUUGGCAGGAUGAUAAAGUCAUUUGUUAUUCUUGACUGUGCAACGUAUUCUGCUCUUGUAGUUGGCAACUGUAGAUUGGGCAAGUAUGAAGAAGCAAUGAAACUCUUUCAUCAAAUUUGCGCCAGAUGCUGGAUUUUAGAUUUUGCCUCGUAUUCUGAACUAGUUGGUGGUCUCUGUGACAUCAAACAGUCUGAAGAUGCCAUGGAAGUGUUUCACUAUAUGUCAAUGAAGAGAUGCUCUCUUCACUCCUUGGCCUUCUACAAAUUGAUAAAAUGUGUAUGUAACUCUGGACAGAUCAAAGAAGCCAUAAGACUUUGGCAAUUAGCUUAUUUUUGUGCUAUUUCUUGCUGUAUUGCCACACACACUGCUAUCAUGCAGGAGUUGUUAAGAUCAAGGAGGGCAGAAGAUAUCAAUGUAUGGCUUACUGAUAGCCGGCUGUUGAAAGAGGGUAGGGAACACGAGGCCCGUCGAUUACUAGACUCAAUGUUAGAAAAAGGUUGGGUUCCUGAUGCAACCACUCAUAAUCUAUUGAUUGGAUCUGAUGUUAGAGAAGCAAUGAGUCAAGCAAUGUUGUUUGAUGAUUCUGCCUCACUAGAUUCUGUUAGCAAUAUUCUUGCAGAAGGCCUUGGGGAUACAUGA
Molecule: messenger RNA, 1908 nt
Organism: Vigna unguiculata (cowpea)
Lineage: Eukaryota; Viridiplantae; Streptophyta; Magnoliopsida; Fabales; Fabaceae
Molecular function (GO): mRNA binding; protein binding
Source: RefSeq, a predicted model, not a curated record